This is a messenger RNA of Hordeum vulgare subsp. vulgare (domesticated barley), 2044 nucleotides long. RefSeq names its product putative FBD-associated F-box protein At5g56700. Gene Ontology annotation, molecular function: protein binding. The transcript has 4 exons. Lineage: Eukaryota; Viridiplantae; Streptophyta; Magnoliopsida; Poales; Poaceae. The record is from RefSeq and is a predicted model, not a curated record. Bases 141 to 1499 code for a protein of 452 amino acids.
UUCACGGUAGGACCGUGAUUUCCGGUUUCGCCCCUUCAUUUCAGUCUCUCCGGGUAGAACGUUCCAGCCAGACCAGGGCCUCCCUUUUCCGGCCAAAGCCCAACCAAACCCUCGCCUCGCCUCGCCUCGCCACCGCCACCAUGGCCGACGGCGGCGCUUCCCUAUCCACCGCGGGCCACGGCGGGGUGGACCGCUUCAGCGCCCUCCACGACGACCUCCUCCGGCACAUCAUCACCCUCCUCCCCAUCAGGUAUGCCGCCCGCACCGCCGUCCUCGCUUCCCGCUGGCGCUACCUCUGGCGCUCCAACCGGCUCGUCCUCAUGGAUGCCGACAUCCCCGAGCCCGCGCACGACGCCGUAGUCCCCCGAGUCCUCGCCGACCACCUGGGCCACUUCCGCGACGUCAUUCUCUACGACUGCAGGCUCGCCUCGCUGGACCGUGCGCUCCCCGGCUGGCCGCGACUCCUCGCCGUCAAGCGCACGGAGAGACUCGCUCUCGGCAACAGAUUCAACCGGAGCGAGCCCAGCUCUGUGCGCCUCCUUCCCGCCGGCAUCCUCCGCUGCGACUCGCUCCAGCAGCUCCACCUGGACUACUGGACGUUCCCCAGCGGCGCCGAGGUCCUUCUUCCCCACCUCCGGGCUCUCACCUUGACAAGGAUUGUCAUAAGCGACCCGGACCUGGAGUGCUUGAUCGCUGCCUGCCCCGUUCUCAAGUCCCUUGGGCUCUUCGUCAACAGCUCCAAGCACGUCCGUCUCCGCAGCAAAAGCCUGAUCGGGUGCACGCUCGUUGGGCCGUCCAGGGUGGAGGAGUUCACCGUGACCAUGGUGGACACGCCGCUCCUGGAGCGGUUCCACUUGUUUCAGUUGCUUAAUGGUGUGGAGAUCAGGAUCACUCGUGCUCCCAACCUGAGGGUGCUGGGCUACCUGGAUACAAGAGUUCACAAGCUGCAGACUGGCAACAGUGUCAUCGCGUCAGACACAAUGGUGAGGGCAAGCACUGUGGUUCCAAGCGUCAACAUAUUGGGGCUGACUGUGAAUUUUGGUGUCUUUGCGGAGGUCAAGAUGCUGGUCAGCUUCCUCAGAUACUUCACCGACGUUGUCACACUGCACAUUGAGUCUGCACUGCAUGAUCCAUCUGUAACUGCCGAUGAACCCAGUGGGGAGAAUCAUGCCAAGUUCUGGCAGGAGACCAGGCCUGUCUGUUGCUUGAGGUCACAUGUCAAGAAGAUGGUUAUUCACGAUUUCCGAGGGGAUCAAAAUGAAUUUGAAUUCCUCAAGUUCGUUGCCAUGAAUGCCCAGGAGCUGCAGUCCUUACUGGUCGUGUUGCAGGAAGGAAUCUUUUCUUCAGCUGACAAGGUGACUGAGAUAAAAGACGAAUUGCAGUGUCUACAGUUCCCAACAGGUAUCUCUGCAGUGCUACAGGUGUCACCUGAAGCAGGUACUGCUUUGCGCUGGGAGAAAUCAUUCGAUCUUACAGUUGAUGACCCUUUUGACUGCUGAAUCCAUGGUUAUUUCGCUGUGUGUUUACAUGAUUGAUCCGUGCCUUUUGAGGAAUCGCUGACUGUUCCUGUAAGACUUGCAGUUCAGUUUGUAGGCAUGCUUUCUCUUGAGAUAUGCAUAUGCCUGAAUUUUUCUGCUACCAUGAGUAUAUGUAAGAAUUGAAGAUUGCAGAAGUACUACGUGAGAGAACACUGGUAUUUUCAUGUAUCUGUAAUAUUGACAGCAACGUGCUCCUGAAAUCUGAAUAUAGUAUGUAGGAAUUGAAGCGAGCAGAAGUACUUGAUAGACUAGUGUUAUUUUCAUGUAUCUGUCUCGAUAUGACACUAUGACAGCAAUGUGCUUCUGGAUAUAGUGCGCCUGUUUUUUAGCAUGUCUAUGGUUUCAUUUUGUUAGCAUUGGUGAUGUAGAAUGUCACCUCUGUCAGUUUCGUUAACUAUCAUUUGAUGGUCAGAGUAUACUGAGCUUGGUUGGCCAGGAUCCGGAUUUGUUCCUUUCGGAAUGUAAGCACUUUCACAUCAGAGUAUAUGUAGUUCUGUUUGUGAUCU